Molecule: messenger RNA, 641 nt
Organism: Alosa sapidissima (American shad)
Lineage: Eukaryota; Metazoa; Chordata; Actinopteri; Clupeiformes; Clupeidae
Gene: faua
Product: FAU ubiquitin like and ribosomal protein S30 fusion a
Exons: 5
Coding region: 178-579 (133 amino acids)
Biological process (GO): translation
Cellular component (GO): ribosome; cytosolic small ribosomal subunit
Molecular function (GO): structural constituent of ribosome; protein binding
Source: RefSeq, a predicted model, not a curated record
UAUCAUCGGUGAAUAUGGCAUGGGACGCUCUGGCAAGGUCCAACAUCAAAUAGGCGUGCCUUUGCGUCUGCGUGAAAGGUUUCCCAUGAUUCUUUAGCUUGCACAUGCGCCUAAGCAACCUCUUUAAGUCCUUUUCUCGUCAAGUGUGGAGCGACUAGCACCAAACGAGCAGACACAAUGCAGCUCUUCCUGCGUGCGCAGAACACACACACCCUCGAGGUGACCGGACAGGAGACUGUCCAGGACCUCAAGGCUCAUGUCCAGACCCUGGAGGGCAUCUCCGUGGAGGAUCAGGUGCUGCUGCUGGCUGGCGCCCCUCUGGAGGAUAGCGCUGCCCUGGUGGACUGUGGCGUAGCUGAACACAGCACCCUGGAUGUGGUUGCAAGGCUUCUGGGAGGUAAAGUCCACGGAUCCCUGGCUCGUGCUGGCAAAGUGCGCGGACAGACACCCAAGGUGGACAAGCAGGAGAAGAAGAAAAAGAAGACCGGCCGUGCCAAGCGUCGCAUCCAGUACAACCGUCGCUUCGUCAAUGUGGUGCCCACCUUCGGAAAGAAGAAGGGACCCAACGCCAACUCCUAAGAACUCUGUUGCCAUGGAGGACACGACCAAACUCCUGAUUAUAAUAAAAGUUUAAUUUGGAA